Pungitius pungitius (ninespine stickleback) is the source of this 6806-nucleotide messenger RNA. RefSeq names its product ribosomal protein S6 kinase, polypeptide 5 (gene rps6ka5). The transcript has 18 exons. The record is from RefSeq and is a predicted model, not a curated record. Bases 130 to 2532 code for a protein of 800 amino acids. Gene Ontology annotation, molecular function: ATP binding; protein serine/threonine kinase activity; magnesium ion binding. NCBI's taxonomy places the organism in Eukaryota, Metazoa, Chordata, Actinopteri, Perciformes, Gasterosteidae. Gene Ontology annotation, biological process: peptidyl-serine phosphorylation; intracellular signal transduction; regulation of DNA-templated transcription.
ACUGUCAGGUUGCGAAGGUAGUGUUGGUGUACUGUAAGAACCAAGUGUUUCCUUUGGGCUCGCUGGCAGCUACGUUUGGUAGUAACAAUCUGCCCAUAUAUUUCGCAGGAAACUACGGUGCCAUCCCCGAUGGAGGGAUCUUCCAAAGAAGGUGACCUCUUUACUGUGAAACACGAGCUGAAAAACGCCAACCUGACGGGCCAUGUAGAGAGAGUGGGCAUUGAAAAUUUUGAACUAUUAAAGGUCCUCGGCACAGGAGCAUAUGGAAAAGUGUUCCUGGUGAGGAAAGUGAGUGGCCAUGAUGCGGGGAAGCUUUAUGCCAUGAAGGUUUUGAAGAAGGCCACCAUUGUACAAAAGGCAAAGACCGCCGAACACACGCGGACCGAGCGGCAAGUCCUGGAGCACAUUCGCCAGUCUCCAUUCCUCGUCACACUUCACUACGCCUUCCAGACGGAUACCAAGCUGCACCUCAUUCUAGAUUAUGUAAACGGUGGGGAGCUCUUCACACAUUUGGUGCAAAGGGUGCGAUUUAAGGAGCCAGAAGUGGCUUUGUACAGUGGAGAGAUUGUGUCGGCGCUAGAACAUCUACACAAGCUUGGGAUUGUUUACCGGGAUCUGAAACUUGAGAAUAUUUUGCUGGAUUCAAGUGGUCAUAUAGUUCUCACAGACUUUGGCCUCAGUAAGGAAUUUGAUCAGGUGGAACGUGCAUUUUCUGUCUGCGGCACCAUUGAAUAUAUGGCUCCAGAAAUCGUGGAAGGAGGAGAGUCUGGACAUGACAAGGCGGUGGACUGGUGGAGCCUUGGCGUGUUGAUGUAUGAGCUUUUGACUGGCGGAUCCCCCUUCACUGUUGAUGGAAAUGAGAACUCACACACAGACAUUGCUAAGAGGAUUUUAAAAAAGGAUCCUCCCUUCCCCAAAGACAUGGGACCUCUGGCCAAAGACCUCAUCCAGCGUCUCCUUGUCAAAGAUCCAAAGAAGAGAUUGGGCUCAGGUCCUAAUGGCGGGGAGAAUGUAAAAAAACAUCCGUUUUACCAGAAAAUAAACUGGGAGGACUUGGCAGCUAAGAAGGUGCCGGCCCCGUUUAAGCCAGUGAUUCGAGAUGAGCUGGAUGUUAGCAACUUUGCAGAGGAGUUCACAGAGAUGGACCCCACCUACUCCCCCGCAGCUCUGCCUCAGAACUGUGACCGCAUCUUUCAGGGCUACUCUUUCAUGGCCCCCUCCAUCCUGUUCAAGAGGAAUGUGGUGAUGGAUGACCCUGUCCAGCUGUUUGGAGUCUCCGAGAGGCCGGGCUCUGCUGCGGUGGCCCGCAGCGCCAUGAUGAAGGACUCUCCUUUCUAUGUGAGUUAUGAGAUGGACCUGAAGGACAGUGCUUUAGGAGAGGGGAGCUUCUCUAUCUGCAGACGGUGCACACACAAGAAGACUGGACAAAAAUACGCUGUCAAGAUUGUCAGCAAGAGGAUGGAGGCACAGACUCAACGGGAAAUGGCGGCCCUGAAGCUCUGUGAUGACCACCCGAACAUUGUCAAGUUACAUGAAAUUUACCACGACCAGCUCCACACGUUCCUGGUUCUGGAGCUGCUCGGUGGAGGGGAGCUGCUGGAGAGGAUCCGCAGGAAGCAACAUUUCAGUGAAACAGAGGCUAGCCGCAUCAUGCGGAAACUGGUGUCAGCUGUCAGUCACAUGCACGAUGUGGGAGUGGUGCACAGGGACCUUAAACCGGAGAACCUGCUCUUCACGGACGACAGUGAGAACUCGGAGAUAAAAAUCAUAGACUUUGGCUUCGCUCGCCUCAAACCACCAGACAAUCAGCUCCUGAAGACUCCCUGCUUCACCCUGCAAUACGCAGCACCAGAGAUACUCAAGUAUGACGGCUAUGAUGAGUCCUGUGACCUGUGGAGUCUGGGGGUCAUUCUGUACACCAUGUUGUCCGGGCAGGUGCCGUUUCAGUGUCGGGAGAAGAGCCUGACCCACACCAGUGCUGAGGAUAUAAUGAAAAAAAUCAAACAGGGAGACUUCUCUUUUGAAGGCGAGGCCUGGAGGAAUGUGUCCCAGCAGGCCAAGGACCUGAUACAAGAGUUGUUGACCGUGGACCCAAACAAGAGGAUUAAGAUGUGUGGCCUACGUUACAAUGCCUGGAUCCAGGACGACAGCCAGCUGUCCUCCAACCCGCUCAUGACCCCGGACAUUCUGGGCUCCUCCACUGCCUCCGUCCACACUUACGUCAAAGUUACCUUUAAUGCAUUUAACAAAUGUAAGCGAGAAGGUUUCCGCCUACAAACGGUGGACAAAGCGCCACUAGCCAAGAGGAGGAAGAUGAAAAAGACAAGUACCAGCACAGAGACCCGCAGCAGUUCCAGUGAGAGCACCCGGUCCUCGUCCUCCUCCUCCCAGUCACAGGAGAAGACGUUCCCAGAGGGCAACACCAAGCCGCAGCCUUCCAACAUCACGCCUGUCAACACGCCCGUUGCCCUGGUAACCGACUCUGAGCCCCGACCUGAGCAUCCAGCCUUUCACUUCUCAGAAGGAGAGUAAAAGAAAAGGGGAAGUUCGGACAGUUUUAUGACCCACGGGACAGCUUGGACCAGCGUAGAGACGUCUCUCUUCUCUUCCCCGUCGUCCUGGCAGCGCUCUGCAUCCGGCUCCAUUUGCAUGGACAUCCGCACGUGUCCAAAAAACCCAGCAUGCAGUACGAGCAGCAACGACUGUCACCUCAAUAUCCUUCACUAGCAAUAGCCUAUACCCUUUUUUCUGAUUUUUCCUCUCUCACACAGACUGUUUCAAUCAGGGACCGGACCAGGAAGAAGUCGUCACCAGUGUCCAAACUGGGAAAAGGGCUGCCCCACUGCCCCGGGCCCACACUGACAAUGGAGAGACGCGGCUCGCUCUCUGUCAGCCCAACUCACCUUGUUACCUUGUCUUUGUCCAUGCCUCCUGAGGUUCUAAAGGGAAAGUCAAAGUGUUUACAUCAUGGAUUCUUUGUAUUUUUGGGAGAAAAGAAAUACGUCGGCGUGACGUUGGUCUACUUCUCUGCAAAAUAGAGCAGGUUGUUUAUAUGUGAAUUUUACAGACGAUUUACAAGAUUUAUUUAUGAUGAGCUAUAUUGUUAAUUUAUUGAUGGUCAAUAUUGAUCUGAAAAGAAAUAAUGGAUAGUGUAAAAAAAACUACAGUGUAUGUAUCAGCUUAACAAAGACUGUUUCCAUUUAGUCAGAUGGUUGUUCUUUCAUCUUCAAUCAUCAGACAUAAUGCUUUAAGUAGGCUACACAGUUCUGCAGACGCAGUGAGCAACAAGAGAUUAUCACCAUCCGCUGCUGCUUAAUGGUUGUCAAAUGUAUGUUACCAAAGUCCUUUGGACUUUUUUUAUGGAGGCUUUUACAAUUUUAGGAUUGAACUGCAGCUAUUUCCAGUGGUCAAAAAAGUAACAUCCUUGUUCAUAAGGAUUAAAAGAUAAGGUAACCCUUUUAGAGGAACAACCAAAUGUUGAUGUAAUGUGUUCAGCCAAAUGUGUGAUUUUAUAUUACUGUAUGGGGAGUACUGCUGCCUGAGGGGAUGUGACCCCACAAGAAGAGCUAUAUUUAGAUUUAUUUUUUCCCUCUGAUGUGCGAGUAUGACGAUGUCAAGACUCAGCAUUGCUGCUGUUUCCACAUGGUUUGACCCUCAAGCCACUAUUUACAAGCAGUUUGGAUCCAAUCAGCUUGGCGCGAGGUGUUGCGUCAAGAAAUUUAAGGGUUGCGUUUUCCGAGCUCCAAGAAGCUAAAGCGUAACUUCAAGAGGUUUCCUUUUCAGAUGAACCAAGAUGAAGAUGAUGAAACAAUUGUUUGAAAUUUGAUUUGCCAAGAAAUGCAAUUAAAUCAGGUAAUGGACAGGUUUGAGUACCUGAGUUAAGGGCCGUGAUACAUUAGGACAUUAAAUGCAAUAUAGUGCGGAAAGAAGAAAAAAAAAUUGCCAAUUGUGUCAGUGCCCAAAGUUUUAAACCUACUGCAAAACAUGUACCCUUUAUAAAAAGGUCCCUGAGGGUCGACCUUACUUUGGGCACCAUCCCUUGCUCUAUUUACCAUGUUGUACAGCAUGACGGAAAUGGUGAUCUUUGCACUGUGUGACAGCUCACAUGUUGAGGUCGAUAUCUGGUUGGUAUUUGCUCCCAAGUGCAUCAACCUCUUCUUUCACUGUUUUUAUGGCCGUUUUGGGAAAGUUCUCAAUUGAUGUAAUGUGAGUUUGUUUACUUGCACAUUUAAAUAUGUCUGAUUUAAUUCCGGACUGUGAGCUUUUACUGUUUUAACACCAAAACCCCUCUUUACAAUAGCCUGUAUAUUGUACUGUCCCGAUGUCCCGAGCUCUAGUGUUAGCCAGGAGAGUUACAACAGUAAAUGCUGUGCUCUGUUAAUUGCAAGUAUGUGUUAGUGUGUUGUCUCAUGAUGAUUUGUGAAAUACUGUGUUCUGUUCAUAUGUACAGAGGUAUUUGUGAUCAGCCCGUGAAACCGCCUGGACGCAGUUUCUCCUGAUUAUUUAGGAUACAACCUCUAGUUGGACAAGUUUGUGCGUUUAACCACACUCCCUCAUCUUCUUCCAUUUAAUGCACUCUGAAUUUGAACCAAAGCAUUAACUUCAAGGUAGCUGCUCUAAGCUCCAUGAGAUAUUUCCUUUCAUGCAAAUAUGCAAAAAGAUGCUUCACAUUCACCAAGGACCCUGUUUGUUUAGUCCAACUGAUGAAACUGAGUUGUUUUACUUUGUGUUUUUUUUUGUGAAGAGAUUCUUAAUUCUUCUACUUAAUUCUGUCCAUAUGCAGCACAUAAUUAUGCUUAAAUCUAUGCAUCAAAUGUCACUAUUUGUGUUGCUUUUGCCAUCUUAAAAAGACCUCGCCAUGAUGCGUAAAAAGGGCGCCAUGUACAUACAGUGUAUUUUACCCUGAUACUAUCAGCCACAAUAGAAACAGCAAAGUAGAAUCCGUUGGCUGUGUGAAUCCUUGGAGCUGAACACUACAAAGCUCUUGUCUAACUUAGUUCGCAUGAGUUCCCCGUCUCUGCCUCAUUAAGCCUCUUUUCUCUUGUUUGGGUGUAUUAAUAGCUCAAGAGGAGGAAGAGGAAAAGUGGCCUAUAUUGAGCUCCGCUCUGGGAGCCAGGCUCUAUUAGCUGAUGUGCUGCACUGCUGUUUGUUCCAAAGAAAAUAGCGUACGCCGCACACUGCCUCUGUGGGACCCAGCUCGCUUCCCUUCGUAGGGGAAAUAGCAGAGUAGCACAGGAAACGGUCCGUUUAGUACAAACGUAGAGGGCAGAUUAUUUUAAACUAGAUCCCCCCCCCCCCUUGAUGAACAAAGAACAAAAAAAUGUUUUUGAUUUGGUGUCCCAUUGGCUGUGAUACAUUUUUGUUCAUUGGUUCCCUGAGAAUUAAAUGAAAGAUCACUGUCCUGCGAACAGUGCUUCAUCCAUUUCUGCUUUUCUCCGAGUCUCCAACCUGAUAUUAUAAACCUUUUGUACCCUUAUGAAGCAUUAGCGGCUGACAUUUGGACUGUUGUAUCACUAAGUGACUGCAUUUUUAACCGUAGGACCUGGGGAAGCUCUUACUUCUGUCAGUCAUCUGUGAGACCGGUGUUGGUGCCAGAGCCCAGGGUGUCGUCUUGCUGUCGUGGGUUCGUUUUCUGUGUGACCGAUGCUGCGACUAGUGUGGCUCUGAGAUCCGAUGGAGCUGUCCACGGUGCUGAAGUCACCAAACUACUGCAAGUGUGGAAAAGGUCAUAGAAAGUAUUUUAUGAAAGCAUCUAAAGAAAAAAAGUUAAAGUACCAGUCAAAAGUUUGGAUACACGUUCUCAUUCAAUUGAAUGAGUUCCAAUGAAAAAAAGUUUACACUGUUAUGUGGAUUAUCAAAACUGACUUGAACAUUAUUUGUGUAAAUAUAAAUGACAGUUUCAAAGGUAAUUCUGGUGGCCACUUGAAACCAAAAGGUAGAUGCUACUUCUGAGAAAAAUGUUCCGACACUUUCCAGAGAGGUCGUCAUCACAAUCUGCUACAGAAGGGCACGUUUGACUUGCUCAAAGGCACUUCGACAGCAACGUUCGGGCUUGAGCAUGUGUAUUUAUUUGGGUCACUCAGGCCGGUGUUACUCUGUUAACAGAUAUGUGCAAGAAAAGAAGGUUUUACUGUUUUGCUUCAAUGAGGGAAACAUUGAAGAGAUUCAAGGUUUGAAGAGUUAUUUGAAGAGUCCUCAUGCCAACUUGUCACUUUCGACUUGAUCACCAUCGUCUUCGUCACCAUCAUGCAUGUGACACUGAUUCCUGACAGUUCUUCUCAAUUUCCAUCAAUUCUUAUCAUAUUCUUAGUCAGGUUGUUACUGAAGCGUGUCAACAGGUACUGUAGCAGUGAUUCCCUUUGAGUUUGGUUGAUAUUAAACUGUUUAAAAACAUGCAAUCAAGCUUUAAAAGGCAAAACUUUGCACUCUCAUUUUUUUCAUGCGAUUGAUUUUUGUAAAAAAAAAAGAGCAAAAAUGUAACUUAUUCAUCCGUCUGUUUUUUUUUGCUGUGGGCCAAACGUCUGAGCCCAUAAUAUUAGUACAAUAGUACUUUUAUGAGGACCCAUCCUGUGCACACCUUCUUAGGGCACUGUGAACUUCAUCAUUCAGGUCUUCAGGCACAGCAUUGACAUCCUGAGGAAGAAAACCUUGAUUUGCUUCAAUAAAGUCUUUACUUAGUGGCCUCAGAAUGAGUCUUUUAACAGAUAUUUGGUUUCAUUUUGAAGUGUAUUACUGAAGAUAUUUUGUGAUUCCAGGAUUUGUGUGUACAAGCUAUCAGAAUGACAAUAAAUGUACGAUGUCCUGUC